AAGCUGCGUGAAGGCGUGCUCAGAGACAUUGAGAGACAGCAUCGGAAAGAAGAAAACCUUCGCCUCUUGAAGGAAGAGAUCGCUUUAACGAAACGACUCGAAAUGGAAAGAGACAACAUGCUGAUGGCGAAAGGACCCCAGCAGUGAAGGAGAAGGGCUGAUAUGUCCCUUUUCAUUUACGUUUACUGAGCUUACAUCUUGAAGGUGCUUUAAAUGUGGGUUCUUUGCGCACCAGGAAGAGCUCUGCCAGGGCACAAUGGACAAUAGUGUGUAUGUGGGUGAGAUGAUGAGUUGUCACGAUGAUGAAGCUACUAGAACAUCAACGUCAGAAGGACUGGAAGAAGGGGAAGUGGAAGGGGAGACGCUCCUGAUAGUGGAGUCUGAAGAUCAGGCAUCAGUUGAUUUGUCUCAUGACCAGAGCGGGGACUCCUUGAAUAGCGAUGAAGGAGACACAUCCUCCUGGAUAGAGGAGAUGUCCUACUACUGUGAAAAA
Messenger RNA from Gekko japonicus, 493 nucleotides. RefSeq names its product PET117 homolog (gene PET117). The record is from RefSeq and is a predicted model, not a curated record. The transcript has a single exon. The annotation marks the transcript as partial. Lineage: Eukaryota; Metazoa; Chordata; Lepidosauria; Squamata; Gekkonidae.